AUGAUGCGUACGAUAAAUUGCAACAACACUCUCUCUGUGGAUAUCCGUGUCAAAAAGCCCCCGAACGCAAAUCCUAUACAAAACUAUGUCUCGUCUUUUGCAACAGGCGAGAGGAUCGAGGGUGUUGUCUCAAUCGUCUCCCAAAAUGAUCUCAACUUUGACAAUCUUUACAUCUCGUUUAUAGGGGAACAAAACACGGAUAUCCCCAGUAGCAUCCCGGAUAAAGCACACCGACAAUUUUUAAGGCUUGAACAACCAAUCGAUGAAUCUGCCAUUCCAAGCCCCAAGGUCUUUAGAAAUGGGCGGAGAUAUGAAAUCCCCUUCAACUUCGAAGUCACGGAUUAUCUCGCUUCCUCUUCCUGCCGUCAUUCUGCCAAUCCUCUUGUCAAGGCAUCCCAUCUCCACCCUCCUCCAAGCUGUGGUGAUGCUAGUAUAGCAGGAUUCGGCGGCAAACUGCGGGAUGACUUUGCGCCAUCUGGGUGCAACGUUAUCUAUUCUAUCCAUUUCAAGCUCGAACGACCCAGUAUAACAACUGGUUUACAGGAGACUAUCAUGGCGAAAAGACUCAAGGUGCGAAUCAAGCCAGCUGUUGGCGACGUGCCGCUUCCAAAUAUUCCAAUGGGUAGUCUCGCCGAUGAAUACAGCCUCCAACAUGAGGAGCCCAUCCUUAGCAAUUUCCCUAAACGCGUGCUCGGCCACCUAGCCAUGACAUUAGAACAGCCGGAGUGCUUCUACCACCCCCUGCGAGAUCCAAUUAGGUUGAUCAGCAAAGCUAUCCGGAUUUUCUUAGUAUACAGGCCCUCUAAACCGGCUGAUUCGAAACCACCGGAACUCAAAUCCCUCCGAGCCCAGAUAAUUGCGACAACUAUAUACACCACAAACCUUGACGAUACCCAUCCCCCCUCUAAGAAGAAGGACUUCCUCAACCGCCCAAUCAACUUCCGCGACGCCGAGCUUCCAUUGUCCAUUCCUUCUCUUCCACGGCUACGCUGGACGCAGGACGGGACGGGGGCUUAUACAGCAACCCUACUAGUCCCAGUGACUCUACCCAAGGACAAGAGUUUUAUUCCAACGUUUCAUUCCUGUCUGAUUUCUCGGGUAUACAGUCUUGCGUUCCAGCUUUCUGCCCAGGGUACAUCGUCGCCGUUCCGGCUGCGGGCUGCAAUGCAGAUUGCUGCAGAGCGAGAUCCAUCUGCAUUGCCUUCGUAUAAUGCGUCUUUGGGAGUUAUUGAUACGGCUUGA
Messenger RNA from Aspergillus puulaauensis, 1242 nucleotides. RefSeq names its product arrestin (or S-antigen), N-terminal domain protein. Bases 1 to 1242 code for a protein of 413 amino acids. The record is from RefSeq and is a predicted model, not a curated record. The transcript has 2 exons. Lineage: Eukaryota; Fungi; Ascomycota; Eurotiomycetes; Eurotiales; Aspergillaceae.